This is a messenger RNA of Grosmannia clavigera kw1407, 1776 nucleotides long. RefSeq names its product hexokinase-like protein. Gene Ontology annotation, biological process: glucose 6-phosphate metabolic process; glycolytic process; intracellular glucose homeostasis. Gene Ontology annotation, cellular component: cytosol; mitochondrion. The transcript has 3 exons. The record is from RefSeq and is a predicted model, not a curated record. The coding region runs from base 1 to 1776 and encodes 591 amino acids. Gene Ontology annotation, molecular function: glucokinase activity; fructokinase activity; mannokinase activity. Lineage: Eukaryota; Fungi; Ascomycota; Sordariomycetes; Ophiostomatales; Ophiostomataceae.
AUGACGAGUUUACGAGGCACCUUAUUUGCGGCCAUCCGGUCUCUGGUCCGGGGCAAGUCCUUUCUCAAGGUCCUGUUGCUCAGACGGACAGAAGAGACGCCGGCGAUCCAGGCUCCGGAGGACACAGCACCGACAGAAGUAGAAUCGCCAUCUGCAUCACUUUCUCCAUCUGCAUCGACGCCGCUCUCAACGCCACUAUCGUCAUCCCCGUCUUCGACGCCGUCAUCGGCUGCAACCACUAUUCCAAUCUCACAACAGAUAAAUACAACACGACCAGUAGCGGAUUUCUUGAGUGAGGCUGAGGAACUACUGCUUCGCCCAGUUGAAAGUGCCCGCUUGGGCCUCUUUUCCCGGCAGCUCAAGGACCAGUACCGUGAACGAUUAUUUGCAAGCCCAGCAUGCAUGCUUCCGUCGUAUAACCACCAACUGCCCAAUGGCCAAGAGUUUGGCCGCUACCUAUGUCUGGAUGUAGGUGGAUCAACGCUCCGGGUGGCACUCAUCGAACUUCAUGGUCAGAAUCGGAAAGAGCUAGAAGAGCCCGAGUCGAACAUUCUUUGCAUUCAGACGGUUAAAAUCACCCCGGACGUCAAGAGGCUUGAGGGCAUGCAGUUCUUCGACUGGGUGGCUUUCCAUAUCGCCGAGACAGUGAGCAAAGUUGGAGGCGUCAAAAACGCUGCAGAUGAGGCCUUGCCCAUGGGCCUUGCCUGGAGCUUCCCUAUUGAGCAAACUUCCCUCCGCGGUGGCCUGCUCCAAGGUAUGGGCAAAGGCUUCCAUGCAGCCGACUCACUAGAGGGGCAGGACUUGGGUGAUAUAAUACAAACGGCUUGCACUUCAUAUGGGCUUUGUGUGGAGCUGGCUGCCAUCGUGAACGACUCGGCAGCGGCACUUCUUUCGGAGGCGUAUGUGCGGACAUCUACCCGUUUCAGCCUGAUCCUUGGCACCGGUGUCAACAUGGCUGUGCAUCUUCCAGUUUCCAUGAUAGGCCGGCCAAAGUUUGGGAGCCGCCCUGAGGCCUGGUUCGAUUCGGCUAGUCAUGUGAUAGUCAACACGGAGUUGAGCAUGUUUGGCUGCGGCCUUCUGCCGACUAUGCGCUGGGACAUGUUGCUCAAGGCUGAUCACUUGAGGCCCGACUUUCAGCCACUCGAACAGAUGGUAUCUGGAUACUACCUGGGCGAGAUUUGCAGGUUUGCACUGAUCGAGGCAACUACCACAACUGGCCUUUUCAGAGGCAUCCUUCCGCCGUCUUUGCUGAAGCCAUAUUCACUUGAUACUGAGACUUUGUCGAUUAUCGAAAGCGAUAGCUCUCCUUCUCUGGAAGAAGCCACAGCCAUCUUCCAUAGCCGCCAUCCUUGCAUUGACGGUUCGGCACCGACGAAGGCUGAUAUUGCUACUGUGCGGGCGCUUGCUUCGCUGGUUUCACAGCGAUCGGCCGCAAUCGUUGCCGCGGCUGUAUAUGCAAUGUGGUUGCUCAAAAUCGAAACGGAAGGCGAGCUUCAACACGGACUAGCAGAUUCUAGUGAAGGGAUGCUGGCACGACGGCAUGCAGAUGCAGCCAAGGCGGAACUCUCCAUCAUGCACGAGCGCACUGCGGUGGCGUUCAACGGAUCUGUGCUCGAACGAUACCCGCGAUACCUAGAGCAGUGCCAGGGUAUUUUGAACGAGCUUCUUCUCGGUGAUGCCAAAGCUGGUGAACCGGCGGGUGUGAUUGAGAUGGUGCCGGCCAAGGAGAGUUCGUUGUUGGGUGCAGCAGUGUCUCUAGCUUGCCUAAAGGCUUGA